GGAACAUUCGCUGCACCGUGGACAGCGAAGGACAGACGCAGCCCUGCAGAAAGUUGAGAUCCCGUUUUAUAAUCAACGUUGCGAGAAAAAAAGAAAGCAUUCUGCAACCAGAUUUACUUCCCUGGCAGAAUGGGUGGAUCUGUUUCCAGCUUGGAUGAGAACAGAUGCAAUUAUAUCAGAGGCAAGGCUGAAGCAGAGCUUAAAAACUUCAGUCCUCAUUACCAGCGGCAAUACUCUGUGGCCUUCUUCAACCAUAUCAGAUGUGAGGUAGAGCAAGACCAAGAAGAGCAACCUCAAUUGCAGCAGCAUAAGGAGCGAAAGGGAACCGGGAAAGUGAUAUAUAAACAGGAAGUGACACAAUAUCUGGAAGAUCUCAAAAAAUGGAAAGACCGAUACAUUGUUGUAAAGAAUGACAACAGCGUCGAAUGCUAUGAAAACAAGGAAGCCUAUCAGAAAGGAGGAGAUCCAAAAUGUAAACUGAUUCCAACGGGUUACAGAUUGCUUACGUCCAUGAUUGAAUAUGCCUUAUUGGUGGACAAAUAUUUCCCUGACCCAAGUGCAACCAAUGGGAAAGACGGUAAUCAGAGCUUUCUCAUUAACCACACCCAAUACCCAGUGUACCUAUGGCACCCUUACCGAAAGCAUAGUUACUUCUGUUUUGAGAAUGAAGAGGCGCAGCAGGAAUUUGGGGCUGUUCUUAAUGACUGUAUCCGGCACCUCAAUUAUGAAUUUGCAAAACAGAGUUCGUUUGAAGUUCAAGCAUUUUCAGAAGCUAUUCAAUUCUUCAGGCAAGAAAAAGGCCAUUAUGGGUCCUGGGAAAUGAAUCAUGGCAAUGAAGCAUUGGGAACUGGAUCCCAAACCUGUAUGAGAGUCCAUGAAGAAUUUGCCCCAGAGCCAUUUUUUUGUGUGGAAACAGCUGGUGAGGGUAUUACUGUUAAGAGUUCUGGUAAUGAGAGUUCUGGUAGCAAGGUUAUUGCUGGUGAGGGUACUUCAGCAACAGUGACUGAAAAGGCUGACCAGGGUUGGCUUGAGAAUAUUCAGCCCUACCUGACUUCUACAUUGGAGGAGUUGAUGGGACUAAUCAGUUCAGGAUUCACCGAAGUUCGUUCUCUCUUUGAAAUUGAGGUCAAUGAAUUAAGUGCAAAAUGUCAGGAUGCUGGUGAUGCUGAAAAACUGAAAGAGUACCUGAAUCAAUUGAUGAAUCUUCCUUUUAAUGCUGUGAAAAUGCAGCCUUGCUAUAAUAAAGUUAGCCCUCUUCAAGACCAGAUUCAGGAAUUGAAGAACCGAUUCAAGUUCACCAAUACACAUUGGCUUAUUCAAACAACUCAGAACUUCAUGCAAGAACUAAUGCACAAUGCGGUCUACACAUUUGAACAAUUGUUGUCUGACUCAUUGAAGAGCAAUCCAUCAAAAACUGUAACAUCCAUUGAAAAAGUUAAGCAAAGAGUGUUAAAGCAAUAUGAUCAUGACAGCAGCACUGUAAGGAAGAAGUUGUUCCAAGAAGCCCUGGUCCAAAUUACAUUGCCAACACUACAGAAAACAUUGGCACCGAGCUAUAAGCGUGAGCUUCAGAAAUAUGAGCAAUACAUCUUUGCAGAUUACACGAAACUCAUUCAAGUGGAGAAUAUCUAUGAAGAAAUCUUACUUCAAACCAUUCUCAGGGAGGUGGUCAAAGUGGUGAAUGAAGCUGCCAUUUUGAAGAAACAUAACCUGUUUGAAGACAACGUGACUUAUGCUAGUGACAGCGAUAGCAAUCUCACUGAUAAAAAUGAAGGAAAGACACCACCAGAUUCUCAAUCAAGGAGCCCUGCUAAAACAUCAUCCAAAGGGUCAUAUGCAGAGGGAUUGGAAACUGAAGAAAAAGUGACUUCACAAAUUCUUACUCCUUCAUCGGAUCCUUCACUGAAUGAGAAACAGGAAUGCAAACAGUCACCAGUGUCUCAGAUGGAGCCUCAUGAUGAAAUUCUUCAUACUACAUUUGAUUCUAAACAGAAUGGGGAAAUGAUUUCCCAAAUAGAUAACAGUGCAGUGCAGGAAGCUAGUUCAGCCACGAUUAAUUAUCAGGAAGCUGAAAAACUAAUCAAAUUAGAUAACAAAAGCAGUAAUGAGAAUGUACCAAGAAAUGAAUGCCAGAACAGAAAGGCUGAAAUACAGAAAGAAAUUAUAGCUCCACCACCUCCUGAUAGUUUAAAAGAAAUACAUGAUCUGUUAACAGUGGCAGUUGUGCAAGCUGAAGAGUGUUCUGAGAAUCAAGUAACUUUGCUGCCUAAUGACAAAAGCCACACUGAAGUACACAAGGAAUCUAGUCCAAAAGUGGCUGAGCAUUUGAAGGAAGUACAUGAAACAAAAGAGGAAAAUGUAUCAUCAGCAAUUGAACUUGUUGAAGGUCAGAGUGAGGAAAAUAAGGAACUGCCGGCACCAGUUGAGGAACUUGUGGAAAUCCAGGGUGAGGAAGGCAAUGAACCCAAAGGCUUACCAUCAACAAUUGUUGAACUUGUGGAAGGCCAGGGUAAGGAAGAGAAUGAAACCAAAAGCUCAUCAUCAACAGUUGAGGAUCUUGCCGAAAGUAUAAGUGGGAAAGUUAAUGAACCCAAAGGCUUGCCAUCAACAGUUGAGAAUCUUGUGGAAAGCCAAGGUGAGGAAGUUAAUGAACCCAAAGACUCACUGUCAACAGUUGGAGAGCUUGCACAAAGCCAAGGUGAAGAAGUUAAUGAGCCCAAAGACUCAUCGUCAACAGUUGAGGAUCUUACAGAAAGCCAAGGUGAGGAAGUUAAUGAACCCAAAGACUCAUCAUCAACAGUUGUUGAACUUGUGGAAGGUCAGGGAAAGGAAGAUAGGCAGUCGGAAGAAAACUUGCCAGCAGCCAUCAGUGAACUUGUGGAAAGUCAAGACGAGAAGGCUGCAGAACCUAAAAAGGAGGGCAUACCACUAAAAAUAAAUGAAUGCCUGGAAAAUGAGUCUUGCACUGACAACAUUGAUUCUAAUCAUGUUUCUGGGAGUGCUGCAAUAUUGCACAAUGAGGGAGUUCAAGAAGUGAGCACUAUACACACAACAGAUACUGAAAUAUUGCUUGUCUUUCCUGAAAAGGAACAGGAACAAGCUAAGGAAGAUGACAAGAAUUCUCAGAUGUAGAUCAUCAUUUAUGCAGAAGCAGAGGUGAAGGAAUUGAUCGUGAGCAGUCCAUCAUUGCCAAAAAGGAAUCUAUUGUAUCACCAAAAGUGAACUGAGCACCUUGAAGCUCAAACUCCAUAAAAAUUAUGCUAAAAACCAAAAACCUUGAUUCCACUUUAUCUGAGAUGUUUACUGAGAGUUCUUAUAAUAUUCAGUGUUUUCCAGAUUAUACUGGGCAGCACUUCCUGUCCUUGUGCUAUCCUUUCGAAAUGAUGAGAAGAGGUCUGUGCUUGAUUUUAUUUUAUUUUUAAUUGCCUUUUUCUCCAUGCAAGGCUCAAGUAGGAAAACAGAGAUCAGGGUGAAGGGACUGGAGAAAGCAAAUCAGAGCCCACAUCAAGGUGUCCCAGACAGUAAUUGAAGAGUGUGUAAAAAAAUGCCUUAGAGUUAAGUAGAAUAAAACAGCUUAUAGCACAGAAAUGGCUAAUAUCAAAAUUCAGAAAGAGCUGCAGAAAAAUGUUAAAGUCAGCAACUUUCUUUUUGAAAUCAGGAUAUGUAGUUAAAAAAAUUACACAAUAUAUCCCAUUCCAUUUUCAAGCCUUUAUCAAAAAAUUGGACUUUCUCCACAAAAGGUAGACAUUGUCACCUGUUGUAAUUUAGUUUCUUGCUGUAGCAUUUCUGUUUAAUUUAUACUGAUAAAUUACUAGAAUCUUGUUUGUUUUUCACAUGCUUCCAACACUUGGAAUGCUAUAGAAUUUUUAUGUUCUGUUUAUGACACAGAAUUUAUGCUUUAAUUCAGUAUGAUUUUAGCCAUGAAUUAAAACCUGCAAUGUAACCAUUUAGUAGAAUGCACAGUCUACAUUUAUGCCAAUACCAAGGCUCCAUGCCUAGAUUAUCACCUUCCUAUCUACAGCUUAAAUAACUUGCUGCUCCAAAUAAGUGUAGCAUUAGACAUUGCUGUUAUCUGUUGACAGGUUCAAUUAACAGAAUUAGUGUUGAUGUUUGUAUGACUUCACCUUGCUAACAUUCUAGCAGCUUAAAAUCACAGGCCCAUGUGAUUGAUUUAUAACUCGGAGUUUGACAAUCUCACAGUUAUCCUGCUAUAAAUCAUAGCAUAAACAGGGCAACUGCAAUAUUUAAUUCAAGCUGCAACAGCCAUUUUGAAUAUUAAGAAGAACUAAUAAAACAAAGUUGAAUGCUUUUGAUGCAGCCUAAAAUUUAACUGCCCAGUAGUCAUUACUUUAAAACUUCAAUAAUAGUGCUUAUGGCUGAAGUUUUCAUGAACAAUUUAGUGUAAUGAUUUUGAAUUUCCAAACAAAAGCUAUUAAAUUACCUAAACUAAAACUGUAUAAAGACAAUCAUUGCAAUAAAGGAAACAAAUUGAGCAUUUCCAUUUCCCUUUCAAGAGAAGAGAUAGGACGGUAAGUUAGGACUGGGUUUGUCCUGUGCUAUGAGUUCAAAACCCUGCUGCCAGGAAGACAUAAGUGAAGAGCAAAGCUUUCCUUGUUGGAACAGGAAGAGGGAAGAUAGGUCUUUAUUUCUGCGAGUGGGGGGGUUACUCCAAGUCAGUCUCCGAAGCUUGAGGGGCAUUUAUAAAGAUUGCCAGUCGAUGGUCUCGCAACACUUGGGCAGUAUAUUACAGGGAAUCUACAAGAGGAAAGAAAGCAUUACUUUUGAAGUGGAAGAGAAAAACAAAAUAAAUAGCAUAAAGCCACACUGUUGUGUUCUGGGGGUAAUAAAAAAUACACAGACACUAAAUAAUUACAAGGAAUGCUGCAACUACAAGUUUCAGCUUAUUUUGGCUGUAACGUUAGACUAGCUUAUCUGCAACGCUACCAUGCACCCAUCAAUGUGUCCAUUUCAUAUUCCACAAUCUUACAAUAAAAUGUUGCCUUUAAUUAA
Molecule: messenger RNA, 5010 nt
Organism: Carcharodon carcharias (great white shark)
Lineage: Eukaryota; Metazoa; Chordata; Chondrichthyes; Lamniformes; Lamnidae
Gene: niban1a
Product: niban apoptosis regulator 1a
Exons: 13
Coding region: 130-3132 (1000 amino acids)
Source: RefSeq, a predicted model, not a curated record